AUGGAUAUUACCGUUGUCCUUUUUUGGAUCCUGGCCGUGGUGGGGUUGGUGGCAUAUUUGGUGCACAAGUGGCGCUACAGGAAUCUCCGGGCGAUUCCGGGAAUCGAGCCGUGCUAUCCGUUGCUGGGAAAUGCGCUGAUUUUCGCCAAGGCUUCGGGCUAUUGGAAGAGCUUUAGGAAUGAUAAUCGAAUGACCAAAAUAUGGUUCGGACCGGUUCCGGUCAUCAAUGUGCAACAUCCGGACCUGGUUCAGAAGGUGCUCUCGGAGUGUUUGGACAAACCGUUCGCGUACGAUUACAUGGAGUUGGGGCGGGGGUUAAUUUCUGAACGAUAUGGAAACGUGUGGCGCGAGCAUCGGAAAACGUUGAGUCCCCUGUUCAACACCAGGAUUCUGUACAGUUUUAUGCCGAUUUUUGAGCGCGCCACUGGCAGUAUUGUGGGCAGGUUGGCCGAGGUGGCGGAUGGGCGGGACGUGGACCUGCUGGAGUACACGCGGGUUUGCAGUGCCGAGGUGGUGCACGGGACGAUGGUCACCAUUGAGCGCCUGCCCGAGGAGCUGGUACGGAAGCUGAUCGAGAGCCUGGAUGUCAUCCUCGAGGCGCUCGGCACACGCAUCCGGACCGCGCUGUACGCACUGAAAACGUUCUACAAAAUGAGCGCCAUGUACCGGGAAGAGUGGCGCUCCCGGAAGCUGUGCUACGCAACGGUGAAUGACGGAAUCCAGAAAAUGCGCACAAACAUCAUUAACGAGCGGAACGAGCUGCUGGUGCCGGAAAGAAGCAACGACUAUGAUGACGAUGACGAGGAUGGUGGUGCCAAUGCCCAGAAACCGGCCCAAUCAAUUGCAUUCGUGGAACGGUUGCUGACCAUCCAGCACAAGGGGCGGCCCUUCACGGACGAGGAAAUUGCGAACCAUGCCUACACGAUGCUGGUUGCCGGUUACGAAACGUCCGCGCUGCAGCUGUCCACCACCUGUCUGAUGCUGGCGAUGCAUCCGGACGUGCAGGAACGGGUCGUCAGCGAGAUACAAGCGGUGCUUCCCACGGCGGACAGCCCCAUUACGCCGGAAACGCUCCGCGAGCUGAUCUAUCUGGACCAGACGCUGAACGAGGUGCUGCGACUGUACCCGGUGGCACCGCUAAUUGCCCGCCAAUCGACGGCCCCGCUCGAGCUGGACGGGGUGCUCGUCCCGGCCGGGAUGGUCUUCACCGUGAACAUUGCGUGCGUGCACCGUCGGACCGACGUUUGGGGCGCCAACGCGGUGGACUUUGAUCCGGAUAACUUUUCCCCGGAACGGGCCGCCGGCCGCCACCCGUACGCGUACAUUCCGUUCAGCGGUGGGCCGCGGGUUUGCAUCGGCAAUCGGUACUCGAUGAUUUCGAUGAAGGUGUUCCUGAUCCGCUUUCUGCAGCAGUUCCGGCUUAACACACGGCUCGUCCGGAAGGAGCUCAAGUUUAAGUUCCAGGUCACCCAGAAACUGAUCACGCCGUACACGGUGCAGCUGGAGAAGCGAAAUUUGUACGGUUCAACGGAGUGAUUCCAU
Messenger RNA from Culex quinquefasciatus (southern house mosquito), 1542 nucleotides. Its product is annotated as cytochrome P450 4c21. Gene Ontology annotation, molecular function: oxidoreductase activity, acting on paired donors, with incorporation or reduction of molecular oxygen; heme binding; monooxygenase activity. NCBI's taxonomy places the organism in Eukaryota, Metazoa, Arthropoda, Insecta, Diptera, Culicidae. Bases 1 to 1536 code for a protein of 511 amino acids. The record is from RefSeq and is a predicted model, not a curated record. The transcript is spliced from 5 exons.